Messenger RNA from Penaeus vannamei (Pacific white shrimp), 1342 nucleotides. The record is from RefSeq and is a predicted model, not a curated record. Lineage: Eukaryota; Metazoa; Arthropoda; Malacostraca; Decapoda; Penaeidae.
GUAGCCAUACUGGAUGACAAUGUGACAAACAACGAGGCCAAGCAGUUGAAUUGUAAUAAGUGCAGUUUCCAGUUGGUUGAGAGCAUCCCGGAGAACCUGACAUACACACCUGGGAGUGUGCGUUAUCCAAGUAUCUACAAUGCAUGGGUUACUCUCAUCAACAGUGCAGAAACCUCCAUCGAUAUUGCGGCCUUCUAUUGGACGCUCUUGUCUGUGGAUGUUGGAAAGAAGCCCCAUCCUGCUUGGGAAGGAGAGGAUGUCUUGCAUCGUCUUAAUGUCACUGGUCAACGCCCAAAUAUAGCAAUUAGAAUAGCUCAGAAUGCACCAUCAAGAGUGUCUCCGCAGCGUGACAGUGCAAUGCUGGCAGAGGCUGGGCAGCAGAGAUUACUGCUGUCAGUACAUGAAAGUCAUCCCCAGGUUCGAAGUGUGAAUUUCUCACAUUUAAUGGGUGCUGGCGUUCUGCAUACAAAGAUGUGGAUCGUUGAUGGCAAACACAUUUAUCUCGGAAGUGCAAAUAUGGAUUGGCGAUCCCUGACACAGGUCAAGGAAGUUGGUAUCUUGAUUACAAAUUGCUCGUGCUUGGCUGAAGACAUGAGCAAGAUCUUUGAGGUAUACUGGCAAUUGGGCAAGAAAGGAGCGGAGAUUCCUGCUGUUUGGCCUCGCGACUUGCAGACAGAAUUCAACAUAGAGAACCAGAUGUCUUUACCUCUCAGUGGGGCUGAAGUAAAAACUUAUCUCUCUAGUUCUCCACCACCAUUCUGCCCAAAAGGGAGAGCCAAUGACGUAGAUGCUAUUGUUGAUGUUAUAAACAAAGCAGAGAAGUUUGUGUACAUUGCAGUUAUGGAUUACUUCCCAGAAUGCUCCUAUCAUACCAAGUUUUGGCCAGUCAUUGAUGACAGGUUACGUGCUGCUGCAUACGAGAGGAAGGUGCGCGUGCGUCUCUUAGGAUCACACUAACACACCCGAGAUGACAUGAAAUAUUUCCUGAAGUCUUUGCAGGACCUUUCAAGCACAUCCACUGGAAUAGACAUCGAAACCCGCUUGUUUGUAGUGCCAGCAUAUACUGAUGAACAGCGGAGGAUUCCAUUUGGCCGUGUAAACCACAACAAAUACAUGGUGACAGAUAAUACAGCCUAUAUAGGAACAUCAAACUGGAGUGCGGACUAUUUCAUAAACACCGGUGGCAUCGGGCUGAUUGUGAAUGAGACAGAUUCAGCAGUGACAAAAGGCGCCGAAGGAAACCUGGGGCUCCUUCUUCGGCAGCAACUUCAAGCUCUGUUUGAAAGGGACUGGACCUCGGAACAUGCAAAGCCCAUUGAUGAAUUCUUUUAAUUUGGAUGUG